UAAUCACUACCAAACUCUCCAGAGUCCAAUUCCAUGCGAUUUCUCCACGGAGUUGUUUGAUUUACUCAAGAAUUUAGAGCAAUAAGCCAUGGGAAGGCAUCUCUCCACCUUUCUGCUGCUUCUCCUCUUCGCAAAUUCAGUUUUUUCAUGGAAAAAGGACGAGUUCAGAAACUGCAAUCAAACCCCAUUCUGCAAGCGCGCCCGCACCCGGAAACCGGGCUCCUGCUCCUUGAUCGCAUCCGAUGUCUCGAUCUCCGACGGCGAUCUAGUCGCCAAGCUCAUCGCCAAGCAGUCUAGUCAAGACGUUUCCGAGGAUCAGGGGCCCACAAAACCCUUGGUUCUCACAAUUUCAGCGUAUCAGGAUGGCGUGAUGCGGAUGAAGAUUGACGAGGACCAAAGCCUUUCCCCCCGCAAGAAGAGAUUCGAGGUGCCCGACGUGAUUGAGCCCGGGUUCUUGAAUAAGAAGCUUUGGCUGCAGAGGUUGAAGGAGGAUAAGGACGAGAAUGGUCCGAUAUCUGUCGUUUAUCUCUCGGAAGGGUAUGAAGCUGUGAUUAGGCACGAUCCCUUUGAGGUUUUUGUGAGGGAGAGUGGCGAGAAUGGGAAAAAGGUGCUUUCUUUGAACUCACACGGGUUGUUUGAUUUCGAACAGUUGAGGGAGAAAGAGGAGGGUGAGGAUUGGCAUGAGAAUUUUAGGAGCCAUACUGAUAAGAGGCCUUAUGGAUCGCAGAGUAUUAGCUUUGAUGUGUCGUUUUAUGAGGCUGAUUUUGUGUAUGGGAUUCCUGAACAUGCCACUAGUUUAGCCUUAAACCCUACUAGAGGGCCUGGGAUUGAAUUCUCUGAGCCGUAUAGGCUGUUUAAUCUCGAUGUUUUUGAAUACGUGCAUGAUUCACCUUUUGGGCUCUAUGGAAGCAUUCCUUUCAUGAUAUCACAUGGUAAGUCGAGAGGUAGUUCAGGUUUCUUCUGGCUCAAUGCUGCUGAGAUGCAGAUUGAUGUUUUGGGGACUGGAUGGAAUGAUGAGAACUCAUCGGUGUUAAUGCUGCCUUCUGACCAGAAGAGGGUUGAUACAUUGUGGAUGAGUGAGGCUGGUGUGGUGGAUGCGUUCUUCUUUGUUGGUCCAGGGCCUAAAGAUGUCGUGAGGCAGUAUACUAGUGUGACAGGAGCACCGGCAAUGCCUCAGUUGUUUGCCACUGCCUACCAUCAGUGUAGAUGGAACUACAGGGAUGAGGAGGAUGUUUUCAACGUUGAUGCCAAGUUUGACGAGCAUGACAUUCCCUAUGAUGUUUUGUGGCUUGAUAUUGAACACACAGAUGGAAAGAAGUAUUUUACAUGGGAUAGGAUGCUAUUCCCUAAUCCAGAAGAGAUGCAGAAGAAGUUAGCUGGUAAAGGCAGACGUAUGGUAACUAUUGUGGAUCCUCACAUCAAGAGGGACGAAUCGUAUUAUAUACAUAAGGAGGCAUCUGAGAAGGGAUAUUAUGUAAGGGACUCGACUGGGAAGGAUUUUGAUGGAUGGUGCUGGCCUGGCUCCUCUUCUUACCUGGAUAUGUUGAAUCCAGAGAUCAGGUCCUGGUGGGCUGAAAAAUUCUCAUACGAGAAUUAUGUUGGCUCAACUCCUUCGCUAUACAUCUGGAAUGACAUGAAUGAACCUUCUGUCUUCAAUGGUCCAGAGGUUACAAUGCCCAGAGAUGCAUUGCAUUACGGAGAUGUGGAGCACAGGGAGUUGCAUAAUGCCUAUGGUUACUACUUUCACAUGGCUACAGCAAAUGGGCUUGUUAAGCGUAGUGAUGGAAAAGACAGACCUUUUGUUUUGUCAAGAGCCUUUUUCCCUGGAAGUCAAAGAUACGGCGCAGUUUGGACAGGGGAUAACACAGCUGACUGGGAUCAGUUGCGGGUUUCAGUUCCGAUGCUUUUGACUCUGGGUCUUACAGGAAUCUCAUUCUCUGGUGCUGACGUCGGAGGAUUUUUUGGUAAUCCUGAUACUGAAUUGUUGGUUCGUUGGUAUCAGCUGGGUGCCUAUUAUCCCUUCUUCAGAGCACAUGCUCAUCACGACACAAAAAGACGCGAGCCUUGGCUAUUUGGGGAACGAAAUACCGAAAUCAUUAAGGAAUCCAUACGUGUACGCUACAUGUUGCUCCCAUACUACUACACAUUGUUUAGACAGGCAAAUGUCAGUGGUAUUCCUGUUAUUCGCCCUCUUUGGAUGGAAUUUCCCUCCGAUGAGAAGACGUUCACCAACGAUGAGGCUUUUAUGGUUGGAAACAGUAUAUUGGUGCAAGGAAUAUACACCGAGCGAGCCAAGCACGUUGAUGUGUAUCUUCCUGGGGACCAGCCGUGGUAUGAUAUGAAAACUGGAGCUGCUUACAAGGGAGGAGUAACUCAUAAGCUGGAAGCUUUAGAAGAGAGCAUACCCUCUUUCCAACGGGCCGGUACCAUCAUUCCAAGAAAAGACAGAACCCGUCGAAGCUCCACACAAAUGGAGAAUGAUCCUUACACUUUGGUCAUCGCGCUCAAUAGUUCCAAAGAAGCUGAAGGAGAGCUUUAUGUUGAUGACGGGAAGAGCUUCGAGUUCCAGCAAGGCGCCUACAUACACCUUCGUUUCACAUUUUCAAACGGGAAGCUUACUUCUACAAAUAUGGCCCCUGCUACAGCUGGCAGCCGCAAAUUUGCCUCGCGCUCCACCAUCGAGAGAAUCAUAGUCGUAGGUCUGUCUCCCGGCCCCAAAACUGCACUUGUUGAGCCAGGGAACCAUAAGGCAGACGUCGAACGCGGCCCGCUCCUGCUUCGAGGAGGGCCUGCCCCGUCGUCCGUCCUAACCAUCCGCAAGCCUAAUGUGAACAUUGCAGAUGAUUGGACGAUUGCAAUUUUGUAAACAGCUGCAUAGAGAGGGUGAGGAUACCAUUUGCAUUAGAUUGGGUGCCCUUUUAAUUAGAGGAUCAUGCAGUUGUUUCGAUAUUAGAACUAUAGAGAUUAUUAACAGUUUCUUUUUCUUUUAUCUUCACGGAUUCAUAACCAAUAUAAAUGCAAAAUUUAUGUUAAA
Molecule: messenger RNA, 3034 nt
Organism: Salvia hispanica
Lineage: Eukaryota; Viridiplantae; Streptophyta; Magnoliopsida; Lamiales; Lamiaceae
Gene: RSW3
Product: Glycosyl hydrolases family 31 protein
Biological process (GO): carbohydrate metabolic process; N-glycan processing
Molecular function (GO): carbohydrate binding; alpha-glucosidase activity
Source: RefSeq, a predicted model, not a curated record